AAUCAUUCACAAAAGCCACUUUCUUCUCUUUAGCUCACCCACAACUGAGUAGCCAAAACACUAACAAAACCAAAAACAUCUGCUUCCAAUUAUCUCAAAUCAUCUUCCAUGGCUUUCACUAGCUCUAUUCUCUCUUCUUCAACCCUUCCUCGAUCUCGACUUGCCGAUUUCGAUUGCUUCCCUCUAAUUACUCAGGAUUCGUCUCAUCUCUAUAUCUGUGCCAAUUUCCUUGCCAUUUCUAACAAUUUCUCUCAACAACGACUUCUCCACGCCAGAAAACUGAACAUUCUGUAUGCUACCAGUGAUGGUAAUAAUGCCAUCAGUUCAGCCCCAUUGAAGUCUGAGCUAGAUGCUGAUUAUGUGCCAAUGCCAAUAGUUCUUAUCGACCAGGAUUCAGAUUUGGAUGCUACAGUUGUAGAACUCAGUUUUGGGGACCGUCUUGGAGCUCUUAUUGACACGAUGAAUGCACUGAAAGAAUUGGGAUUGGCUGUGGUUAAGGGAACUGUUCUUACAGAAGGAUCGAUCAAACAAACAAAAUUUUUCAUUACACGAUCAGACACUGGGCGCAAAGUUGAAGAUCCUGAUAUGUUGGAGAGAAUUCGACUUACUGUCAUUAACAAUCUCUUGAAGUAUCAUCCUGAAUCUAGUGUGCAACUUGCCAUGGGUGAGGCUUUUGGAGUAAAAGCUCCAGAGAAGAAGCUUGAUGUUGAUAUCGCUACACAUGUACAUGUCAAGGAGGAUGGACCUAAGAGGAGCCUGCUCUAUAUAGAAACAGCAGAUCGACCUGGAUUGCUGGUAGAAAUCAUAAAAAUCAUUGCAGAUGUCAAUAUUGAUGUGGAAUCAGCAGUGAUUGACACAGAAGGUUUGGUGGCCAAAGACCAGUUUCAUGUCAGCUACAAAGGGCAAGCAUUAAACAGUUCCUUAUCUCAGGUGCUGGUAAACUGCCUUCGUUACUACCUUAGAAGGCCGGAAACAGAUAUUGACAGUUACUAAUAAUCAGAAGAAUAACCUGUUUUUAUGCUGUAACAAUGCCUGUACCAAAUCCAUGCCUGGCUGAAGUCAAGUAUUGAAAUUGUAUGUUGCAUAUUCUGUUAUUCAUAUUUGCAUUCUGGGAUAUUCCUUAAAACAAUUCUAGUGACUCAUUAUCUAUUCCGAGAACAUAUGAACCACAAGUAAUUAAAUAAAGAGAGAAAAAUGUUGAAACUUUCUUUGCA
Messenger RNA from Mangifera indica (mango), 1214 nucleotides. Its product is annotated as ACT domain-containing protein ACR12-like. Gene Ontology annotation, cellular component: chloroplast stroma; chloroplast thylakoid membrane. NCBI's taxonomy places the organism in Eukaryota, Viridiplantae, Streptophyta, Magnoliopsida, Sapindales, Anacardiaceae. The transcript has 10 exons. The record is from RefSeq and is a predicted model, not a curated record. The coding region runs from base 109 to 993 and encodes 294 amino acids.